AGGGAAUCAUGAAUAUAUGGUAACAGACAUUAUAAAUUCCGUACAGUGGUCUCUGAAGUCUCCAUCUUUUGUGGGAAACCAAGAUUUAGAAUGGGGUCUGGAAGGAAAAAAGAGGAUGAAAGGGAAGGGUUUAGAAUGGUUCCAAAUCAUGAUGAUGAAGAGAAUAUAGAAAAAGGUGAUGUUGAUUUGGUUAAAUAUGAUCCUUAUGCGCCCCCAGAUGGAGGCUGGGGCUGGGUUGUUAUGAUUGCCAGUUUUAUUUGUAAUCUGGUUUUGGAUGGUAUUGCGUACACUUUCGGAAUCUUUCUUAUCCCGCUAAUGGAACAUUUUGGAGUUCAAAAGGGUCCUAUGUCGUUGGUUGGAAGUGUUCUUGCAGGAACUAUACAGUUAGUUGGUCCGUUUGUAGCUGUCCUUGUAAAUAAAUUUGGAACAAGAGUAGUUUGUAUCGCUGGAGCAGUUAUAUCAGCAACAGGAUUUUUUGCUUCAACUUUUGCAACAUCAGUACCGGUUCUGAUGCUGUUGUACAGUAUAGUAGCGGGUACAGGACUAGGAUUAAUGUAUGUACCAGCAGUUGUAGCUGUAGGAUACUACUUCGAGAAGAAACGAGCAUUUGCUACAGGGAUAUCUGUUUGUGGGUCUGGAGCUGGAACCUUUAUUCUAGCCCCCCUGGCAUCCCUUAUGUUGAGCUACUAUGGUUGGGAAGGCGCAACCAGGAUACUUGCCGGGUUGUGUUUACAAUGUGCUGUUUGCGGGGCAGUUAUGCGACCUUUGCCGCGAAGGAAGGAAAAAGUUGAAGAGGAGGAAGAGAAGGGAGAACCAGCUCCCUGUUUUCAGUCUGUAGUAAGUUCUGUGUUUGAUAGAAGAUUACUGACUAACAUACCCUUCCUUCUUCUUCUUCUGGCCAACCUAUUCUCUACUAUGGGUCUUUAUAUUCCAUACAUGUACCUUCCAUCACAGGCUGAAUCCAAGGGAAUCCCUGCAGUUGAUGCUUCCUUCCUCAUCUCUGUUGUUGGUAUCUGUAAUACACUGGGUAGAAUACUUUCAGGUUUACUUACUGACAUCCCUUGUGUUGACCCUAUGGUGGUGACAACUCUAGCUUUGACCUUCGGAGGUCUUUGCCCACUCCUCAUGGCGCUCUGUGUAGAAUACUGGUCAUUCCUUAUUAUAUCCGUCCUGUUCGGCACCUUCCUGUCGGCCUGGGUCGCUGUGACCUCCCCUGUCCUCGUGGAGCUGCUUGGCCUCGAACUUUUGACCUCCGCCUUUGGGACUCUCACCUUCGUCAGAGGUUGCGCAGCGCUCUUAGGCCCUCCCUUGGCUGGCUUUAUAGUGGAUGGUACAGGAGACUUAGAUAUAGCUUUCUACAUAUCAUCAGGUUUGCUAGUUGUCAGUGCAGUUGUUUCUUUGGCAUCAUAUCUCACAAUCAAAAGAAGUCAAUAAAAGAACGAAAUAAUUUAAAAUAAGAAACGUUAAGACCAAUUUUUUCAAAUAUACUGGAAUAUCAAUGUAUUAUGAAAAACACAGGAACUACAUGGUUAUCCACAUUGAACUGAAAUCCUAAAAAGUUGACGUUCCUAAUUUUAAUUUAGCCUCCCUCUUUGAAUAAAGCCUUUUAAUGGCUUACUCAAUAAUUUGGCAAAGAAAGAAUACAGUUUACAGUUUGCAGGAAAUCUUGAUUGGAAGUAAACAGACCGUAGUAUAAAUUCUGUAAGUCGUCUCUGAAGUCUCAUCCUUUGUGGGUAACCAUGUAUAACAUUUUUUCGUCAAAUACAACUUACUGCAGAGAGCAUUUCUCAAUCACAAACGUUUUUUUUUGAAUUUUUUAACAUUUUGAUGUCAUUUAAAUUCUAUUCUUGAUUUGGAACAAAAUGUUCGAGUUUCGAAAUACUUUUGAUUUGUUCGAUAUUACAAUCGAUAUGUUAGAGGUUUUUCUAACUAUAGUAUACACGUGCACUGUAAAUAAAACAUUUUGAUUCUAAAAGCUGUUUGGAUUGUACUGAAAAUAUGUUCUUAAAGAUUGAUUGUGAGCUGAGUCUUAACAGAAUUUGUCUCAUUUCGCUAUGCAUUCAUUCGGUCAUUUGUGAACCUAAUAUUUUUUUUUAAUUAAUCGCAUAUGGCCGAAUGCAUUGCGAACUGACACAAAUUCUGUUAUAAUCGGCUCACAAUUAAACUUUAAGAAAAUACUUUUAGUGCUAUCUAAAAAGUUGUUAGACCCAUCUAAAAAUUGUUAGAACAAUCUUCAAAGUAUUUGAGACAACGUAAAUCUUUUUUAGAACAACUAAAAAGUUUGUAGAAAAAUUAACAUACCUCUCUAUUUACAAGAUAAAAUCUCAAAGAUUUUAGAAAUGUCGAACAAAA
Molecule: messenger RNA, 2352 nt
Organism: Eurytemora carolleeae
Lineage: Eukaryota; Metazoa; Arthropoda; Copepoda; Calanoida; Temoridae
Product: monocarboxylate transporter 12
Exons: 19
Coding region: 91-1434 (447 amino acids)
Biological process (GO): monocarboxylic acid transport; transmembrane transport
Molecular function (GO): monocarboxylic acid transmembrane transporter activity
Source: RefSeq, a predicted model, not a curated record